Messenger RNA from Funneliformis mosseae, 300 nucleotides. The record is from the annotation of a GenBank genome assembly. NCBI's taxonomy places the organism in Eukaryota, Fungi, Glomeromycota, Glomeromycetes, Glomerales, Glomeraceae.
AUGUCAGACAUAAAAAAAAGUCCAGAAUUUGACGUUGCUGCUAAAGAAUUCGAAGAACUCGUAAAGAAAUAUAGUCUUCCUAAUGAAGAAAAGUUGGAAGGAUAUGCUUUAUUCAAGCAAGGGAGUGUAGGAGAUAACACCAAAGCUGCACCAGGAUUUUUAAGUGCAAUGUCAGAUAAAGCCAAGUCUUGUUAUAUUAAUUAUACUGGAAAUAAAUCAGGUACAUCUCCCGAGGAUGCACAAGCUCAAUACAUUGCUUAUGUCGCAAAACUUAAGAAACAAUAUGAAGGUUCCGCAUAA